Canariomyces notabilis is the source of this 2593-nucleotide messenger RNA. Its product is annotated as ARM repeat-containing protein. Gene Ontology annotation, cellular component: cytoplasm. The transcript is spliced from 7 exons. Gene Ontology annotation, molecular function: ATP binding; protein kinase activity. Gene Ontology annotation, biological process: tRNA export from nucleus; protein phosphorylation. The record is from RefSeq and is a predicted model, not a curated record. Bases 1 to 2484 code for a protein of 827 amino acids. NCBI's taxonomy places the organism in Eukaryota, Fungi, Ascomycota, Sordariomycetes, Sordariales, Chaetomiaceae.
AUGGACUUCCUCAAGUCGGCCGUCGCCUCGGCGAUGGCCAAGGGGCCCCCUUUCCCCUAUACAUUCGGCGACAAAGUCGAUUCGGACCCCUCAAUCUGGACACUCUACAAUGGCACUCGUCGCGAAGACGGCUCGAAUUGCAGUAUCUUUUCGUUCGACAUCGCCGCCAACCGAUCUGCCCUGCCGCUCGCCAAGAAUGCCCUGAAGAAGCUACGGACGCUGCGGCACCCGGGUGUCAUUAAGGUGCUCGAUACCGCUGAAUCAGAUUCCUACAUCUACAUUGCGACCGAGCGACUAGUACCCUUACGGUGGCAUGUUAAACGAAGCAGUUUGAGUCCCGAGACGGUGAAAUGGGGUCUUUAUAACAUUGCGAGGACCAUCAAGUUCAUCAACGACGAAGCAUCAUCAGUGCACGGCAGUCUAAAGGUUGCCUCAGUCUAUACAACUGAAAGCGGCGAGUGGAAACUUGGUGGGUUUGAGGUCCUCAGCAACGUCAAGGACGACGAUGCCGUUGUAUACACAUACGGCAGCCUUGUGCCGGAUUCGGGACGGUAUACGCCUCCCGAGCUAGCAAAGUCGGGCUGGGAUGCCAUCAAGCGUAUCCCCCACUCGGCUGUAGAUGCCUAUGAUUUCGGUGCUCUAAUCUAUGAGGUUUUCAAUGGCACAUUCAAUGGCGGCGACCAGGCCGGCCAAACCAAGAAUAUUCCACCUAGUAUGCACUCCAGCUACAAGCGUCUCACAAAUGCCAACCCGAAGGCGAGGCUCAGCGUUGCCCAUUUCCUUCAACAAGGCCUUCGGAGCGGCUCUUUCUUUGAUACCCCCCUUAUUAAACUAACCGACGGAGUUGAAAACCUGGGAGUCAAGACACCAGAAGAACGGGAAGCCUUUCUAGAUGAUCUAGAGCAACUUACAGACGACUUUCCCGAAGACUUCUUCAAGAUGAAAGUUCUGCCAGAGCUGUUGAAAUCAGUCGAGUUUGGUGGUGGAGGCCCCAAAGCAUUUGGUCUUGUUAUGAAGAUUGCCACGAAGCUUUCAGACGAGGACUUUGACGCCAAGGUCACUCCUGUUUUGAUUCGACUGUUUGGCAACCCUGACAGAGCGAUCAGGGUGUGUUUGCUGGACAACCUACCACUCAUGAUCAAUCGGCUGUCUCAAAAAGUGGUGAACGAUAAGAUAUUCCCACAAAUAGUUACCGGGUUCACGGACCUUGCUCCGGUUGUACGGGAACAAACGUUGAAGUCGGUCCUCACCCUAAUCACAAAGCUCUCGGAUCGAACUAUCAACGGAGACUUGCUCAAAUACCUCGCAAAGACGGCCAAUGACGAGCAACCCGGAAUUCGCACUAACACGACCAUCUGUCUUGGGAAAAUUGCGAAGCACCUUGGGUCCUCUUCAAGGGCCAAAGUCCUGAUAGCCGCCUUCACCCGCUCGCUCAGGGACCCCUUCGUUCACGCCCGGAAUGCCGCUCUGAUGGCUCUCGCAGUGACAGUGGAGUACUUCUCCGAAGAGGACUGUGCCUUCCGCAUCCUACCCGCUAUCAGCCCCUCCCUCAUAGACAAGGAGAAGCUCAUCCGCGAUCAGGCAAGCAAGACACUCGAUAUCUACCUCCAGAAAAUUCGCAAACAUGCCGCCAACAUGCCGGAUACCGCUUUACCGCCGGAAACCGUCGCCGCGGGAGGGGGCGGCCCAAGAAUGAGUACUCCUCAGCCUACCGAAUCGACAGCAGCCUCAUGGGCAGGCUGGGCUAUAUCAUCAUUCACGAACAAGUUGUCAGCAGCAGCGGGCGAGAUACAGUCCUCUGCCACCGCAUCAUCCGCGGGUACAACCGGCGCUACCGCGAACGGAUCAUUGUUGUCCCCUUCUACCCGCCCUACCAUCUUUUCCACUUCAUCCUCACCGGGGCCACAACGGCAGGGAUUCAAGUCCCCUCCGCCGUCAUCCGGCCGGCCCACGUCAGCGUCCGCCAACAGGGACGCCUCCUUCGUCCCGGGCAAUGGUGAGGAUAACGACGGGGACGACGCGGCCGACGCAUGGGGCGACAUGGACGACCUUGACGAAGGGCAAGACCCGCAACCAGAAGAUUUCUUUAGCAGCAGUGCUGCCGAAGACAGCAAGUCCCAACAACAAAAGAAACCGGCUUCUGCCGCUACCGUCGUCACGCCGUUCAAUGACGACGGUUCCGAGCCGGAUUUCGCCGGCUGGCUGGCAGCCCAGGCCGAGAAGAAGAAGGCUACUAACAAGAAUAAAAUCCUUGGUGGUGGCAGCGGCGGUGGUGGUGGUGGUCUGCCGAAAGGGCUGGCCAAGAGUGGGGCGAGUGGGAGUGGGAGUGCUCCUUCGGCGAUGAAAAAGGCGGCGCCGGCGUCUGCGUCUUCGUCCAAAGCAACUAAGGGCUCAGCGACGACGGCGGCGGGUGCGGCGGUCAAGAAAACAAUUGAUAUGAAACCUAAGAACACAGAUGACGAUGAUGGAUGGGGAGGGUGGUAGGGUUGUUAGUUAUUUUUUUGUUCUGGCGAUAUAUAUCAUAGAGCGGGUAUGGCUGGGGAUUUGGGUACUGUACUGUGCAGAUAAGGGGUUGAAGGUGCUUCGGCUCAGG